Monosiga brevicollis MX1 is the source of this 714-nucleotide messenger RNA. RefSeq lists its product as uncharacterized. The transcript has a single exon. NCBI's taxonomy places the organism in Eukaryota, Choanoflagellata, Craspedida, Salpingoecidae. The record is from RefSeq and is a predicted model, not a curated record. The coding region runs from base 1 to 714 and encodes 237 amino acids.
AUGCUGCGCUGGGCGCUCAAGCCCCUGGACAACCUCAUGUUGGCCAGCGCAUCUCUGAUCGGGACGGCCAUGGUGACACCGCGGAUUCUGCUCAACCUCUCCUCCAUGCCCGCGCAACAGGCGCUGUCCAAGAUGGAGGUCUGGCGAGCCUGCGCUGCUGCACCACUGGGCACGUACGCCUUCCUGGGUUUGGUCCAUGCCGCGGCCCCGUACACGGCCAGUGUGCAGCCCAUCCUCACCCGCAUGGAUGAGGUGGAGGCUGAGGGAUACAUUGUGGAACAGCCGUGGCUCCGUAACCCCUUCAACUCGGUUCAUGCCGUUGCUCUAACAAAUCUGGGUGAGUAUGUCUCGGGCAUCAUUGUCACCUCUGUCAUGGAGCAGCGCACGUUGCAGCACCCCGAUCUGGCGUGGCGCGGCAUCGUCACGGCUCUGGGCACAACCUAUCACAAGAAGGCUCGUGGCAAGAUCCGCGCCGUGGCUACCCCGGCACCUUUGCCCACGACGGUGGGCCUUCAUGACUACACGGUAUGCAUCUGUCCCGGCACCUGCCUGCACGUGUUCCCCCUUCUUCAAAAUCGCCUGCAGAUCGGCUCAUCCUUACCUCGGACUGAUCAGGUCGAGUCGCUGCUCUACAACAGCGCCAAUGAGCUGGUGGCCACGACCACAGCACAAUGGACCAUCAACGUCUCUGAGAAGCGUUUAAAGAAGCAGUAG